Theileria parva strain Muguga is the source of this 2353-nucleotide messenger RNA. RefSeq names its product Peptidase family M3 family protein. The record is from RefSeq and is a predicted model, not a curated record. Gene Ontology annotation, cellular component: mitochondrion. Gene Ontology annotation, molecular function: metalloendopeptidase activity. Bases 77 to 2335 code for a protein of 752 amino acids. NCBI's taxonomy places the organism in Eukaryota, Apicomplexa, Aconoidasida, Piroplasmida, Theileriidae. Gene Ontology annotation, biological process: peptide metabolic process; proteolysis. The transcript is spliced from 14 exons.
CUCAGAUUAAUUCUUUAUCUUUCCUGUAAAAUAUUGUUAAUUAUAUGUAUUAAAUGGCAUUUAUUACAUUUAUCAAAUGCUUAUAAAUUAUCGUAUUGUAUUAUUUCACCAUGUUUCAAAAAAUAUUCAAAAACACACCUUUGUAAAAUUCCUCAAAAAUCAGAAAUUUAUAUCCAGCUUCUCUAAAUUUAAUCAUUACACCUAUAACAAAAACUUCAAACUAAAUAAGAAUAACACAUUAAAGUUUAACAAAUCAAACUAUGUUACCCAUAGUAAGGAAGAUGUUUAUGGCUAUUUCGGUUUAAAAGUUAAAACCCCUUUAGAUUUAUUAAAGUUAACCAAUGAUUCCAUUAAUUAUUCUCAAUCGUUAGUUCAUAACCUAAUUAAUUCCUCUGGAAACAAAAUUGACAAAGUAAAACGGUAUAAAAAAGACCACGAAAAUGAGAGUAACAAGGUUUUAGAAGUGAUAGAUGACAUAUCUAACGUCCUAUGUUCAAUAGCUGAUCCAUGUGAAUUGUUACGCCAUGUCCAUCCGGACGAAGAAUGGCGUAAAAUGUCAAAUACCUGUAUAGAAAUGGUUUCUGAGUUUAUUGUUAAUAUCAACGUUAAUGAAAGUAUUUACAAGUUGUUGAUGGAGAAUUUAAAGGAGAAACUAACAAAUGAAGAAAGUUUUGUACUAAAACAUAUGGUUAGGUCUAUGGAACAACAGGGAGUUCAUUUACCAGAAGACUCCAAGAUGAAAUAUAAAGAACUGACUAAGAAUGAACAGAUGUUAGCAUUUUCCAUAGUAGAGGGCAAUACAUUUAAAUUUCAACUAGACGAUACUACUGAUGAUCCAUUACAGAAAAUACCCAAAGAUGAAAAUUUAUACAACUAUUUACUUAAAAAUUCUAAUCAACAUGAUCUGAGGAAGGUUAUUUGGUUCUCACAACGCAUUAGUAAUCAAAGUUUAUACGAAAAGAUGAAAGAGCUACAUAAAAUUAGGACAGAACUAUCAGAAUUAAGAGGAUACGAUAAUUACCUAAAUUACAUUCAGCAGGAGUGUAUAUUAAGUAAUAGUAAUGAUGUGUAUGAGUUUUUAAUAAAUUGUUCAAAGUUAUUAAAGCCCUGUUUGUUCAAUGAUCUUGACCAAUUAUUACAAUACAAACAGUUGAUACAUGAAAACAGGUCGAAAAAAGACAUGGAUAUUUCUGAACAGCAACUACACCCAUGGGAUGUAGAAUAUUUGAUUAACAUGUCCAGAAAUGAAAGGAACGUAAAUAUAUCACUCCUAUCACUGAUUACUUACUUUAACAUUUUAUUAAACAAGCUGUUCAACAUAACUAUUGAGCCAUCUGAAUCUCAAGAAACGUUUUACGAUGAGAAUGUGAUAAAGUAUAAUUUAGUAAAGGACGGAAAGGUGAUUUCAAGUUUAUAUUUGGACUUGUUCGAGAGAUUAAAUAAACAUAGCAUAUCAGCCCAGUUCACAAUUAGAUGUUCGAAGAAAAUUAACACCAAAAACAAGAAUAGCAUGUACAUUUUAAAUUUGGUCCACGAAAAUAACUUUGUAAACCAGCGUUCUUUUAUUAAACAACUGCCAUCAUCCAUUAUCGUAUUAUCAUUACAAAAUGUCAAUCCUAAGAAAAGUAACAUGGAAGAAAUAUUGAAAACAACAAAAAUUGACAUAUACAACGGAGAAAUUAUAUUCCAUGAACUAGGACAUAUAUUGCAUACUCUACUAAGUGAUACGCACUAUCAACACUUAUCAGGAAAUCGUGGAGCUAUUGACUACGCGGAAUUCUCAUCACAUUUAUUGGAGUUGUUUUACUCAAACUAUUUGGAUGAUAUAAUAUAUAUCGACAAGAAUAUUAAUGAAUAUGAUAAGGAUAAUUUGUUAAUAAAUAAAGAAAAUUUAACAGUUUUUGGAGAUGACUAUAAGUUGUAUAACUCAGUUGAUUUAUCAAAGAUUUUGAUGCUUUCAAUUAUUGAUCAGAGGUUUUAUGGGAGUGAAGACGAUUGGUACAAGAUUGAAAAGAGCAUGAAUUAUGAUGAUAUUUUUAAAGACUUUCACAUGUUUAAUGAGAAAUUCAAUGAUUACCCAGUUUAUCAACUCUUAUCACCUAAUUGUAUAACUAAUUUUGAUCACCUGAUACACUACGGAGGGAAUUACUAUUGCUACAUUUACUCAAAGAUUCUAUCACUUAAAGUUUUUAAAACUUUUAAUGAUUUAAAGUUUGAAGAAGUAGGAAACCGUCUGUUAACUUUUUUCCAAAAUGGCUCAAUUGAUUCUAGUAUUAAUCCAAUUAAUAAAUUGGCGAAGACUGAUUUAAAUAAGUUGUCAGAUUUACUCUUUUAAGUUUGUUUCCCAAAUGAA